Messenger RNA from Ruditapes philippinarum (Manila clam), 2357 nucleotides. RefSeq lists its product as uncharacterized. The transcript has 2 exons. Bases 18 to 1676 code for a protein of 552 amino acids. The record is from RefSeq and is a predicted model, not a curated record. NCBI's taxonomy places the organism in Eukaryota, Metazoa, Mollusca, Bivalvia, Venerida, Veneridae.
AGGCUACCCAUCCAGAUAUGCAAGAACGCUUGCGACUUAUUUUUCUUGGUCAUAAAGGUCUUGUGGCUGAUCUGCGUACUCUGAAUGUUGGUAGACCCUCACACACUUUUGAUGUGUUUUUUGAACAGUUGCAGAACAUUAUUGAAAACAAAACUGCUGUUGAUGACAGAAGACAUGGUGAGGCUCAUCUCUCUGAAUGGUUGUCACUUGAGGACAUGAUACAACAAGCAAAAGAACGCUGUCCAGAGAACACCCCUAUACCUUCCAAAACUCUUGUAAGACUUCAAUUUUCUCCAAGGAAUCAAUAUGCCAAGACAUCGUGGAACUUCACCAGCCGCUUACAGGUUCAGUAUAAAAUUCAGAGGAGACAGCUGCGCCUUAGCCAUCCAGAUGAGCAUUACUGCAAUGCUCUUCUGAAGUAUUUAAAAGAAUUUGCUGUUGAAAUGAAAACACAGUGUAAUGUUGCUAUGUUUGCAUGUGAUGAUAAGGCAAAAGUACCCAUUGGUGAACCUGGAUUUGCUGUUAGUACAGGAGUAAGGGGGAAACAGACUAUAGUACCAACAUCAUCAACUCUUGUGGCCGGAGAUCAUGAUAUAACCAAGUCAUCUCUAACUCCAUCAGUAUCACUGCAGUGUGAAAUACCAGACUCAAGCGAGCAUUCGUUUGUUAGAGGAAAAGUACAUGUUACCGUAAAUGACUCUGUAUUUCAGUCUUCAAAUCCAUUUAGACAUGCCGCUACUCUGGUGAAGAUUGUUAAACAUCAGCCAAACAUCAACAUUCUAAUACUUUACACAGAUGGAGGAACUGACCAUAGGAACACAUUAGCAAGUGUGCAGUGUUCUGCAGUAUGUUUAUUCAAGGAAUUGAAUGUUGAUAUGCUUGUAAUGUGCAGGUGUGCACCUGGACAUAGCUGGAGAAAUCCAGCCGAGCGCAUUAUGUCAUUAUUAAACAUUGGACUACAGAAUUGUUCCUUAGAAAGACAACAAUGCAAUGAUGAAAUUGAAAAGCAUUUAAAGAAAUAUGGAAAUAUGAAAGAAAUUCGUGAAAAAUCAUCUCCAGAGGUAAAACAGGCUUACAUUGAAGCAGUAGAGUCUGUUCAAAGUAUUGUUCGUAACAGAUUUUCAAAAUUGAAAUUAAAAGGGGAAGGUGUCCAAGUGUUAGACCCAGUCACUGAAGAGGACAUUGAUUUAUGUAAGAGGCAUUUGAGAGAACUAUUUCCCGAACUAAAUCUAGGGAAACUAGUGAAAAAUGUAACAAAAAAGGUCUUGUCACUUACAAAGUGGAUGGAAAAUCACUGCCGAGAACGCCACUAUAGCUUUCAAAUUAAGAAAUGUGAUGAUGAGAGUUGCUGUAGAAAAUCACAACUUUCCGAAAAUGUUCAUCUAGACUGGCUUCCAGAUCCAGUUCUCUUAGAUGACAAGGAGCAUUACAGAUCAUACAAAGACAGCAAGGGCAAAGUAACUGACGAGUCUGACCGCCCAACCUUUAAAGAGUCAGAGCGUAAAAAGGUGACGAAACCAAGAACUGCUAAGAAACGGGCUUUGAACGAAACUGGUGACACAAGUGACAAUGUGACCAAUCAAGAUGAUAUUAACAUGGAUGUUGAACAGAGUGUGUCUGAUGUGACUGAAUCUGAAGCACCAUUUCCACUUACAGCCCAGACAGCACGAGGAUAGUUAAUUGUGUGGAGUGUGAAAAACCUAGAGUUUAUUAUUGUAAAACCAAAUUGUCUAGUCGUCAAAAUUUAGUUCUGAUAACAGCUAUUUCUGAAAAUGAUUACACAUGUGGAUCUCCUCUUUCUGGACAUGAACUGCUGAAAAAUGUUUAUAUUAAGACUGCUGUUAAUUGUGGUAGUCAAGUGGAGUUUCCAUACUAUAGCAGUGAGUUUGCAAGGUUUAAUGUGUGCGCAUACUGUGGAGAUAGUGAUGCAUCUGUUGAUACAGAACUGAAAAAACGUUAUAGAACAGUCCUUCCCAUUUGUGCCAAUUGUAAAAAUAGUGGAAAAGUGUCUGUGACAAAGAGACCUUAUGGAAAAGAGUAGUGACUGUUUUUUUAUUAUAAAAAUUGAGGGACAGUGGUUGGACGAAAAAAAUCAUAACAUGCACAAUUAUUAAAUGUUUAUUCAGGAACAAUAUAAGUGCAAAAAUAAACAUAUAUAUAUGUAUGUAAUAAAUUUUAUAUUGAAAAGUAUUUUUUUUUCAACAGCAUGCCACAGUAUCUUGACACUAAACAGCUAAAUACCAAACACUCUAGCAUUUUACUGCAGUCUAAACUUCUAAGUGUCAUUUAUUAUAUCAUUUCUUUACUUACAUAUUCAUGAAGUCAAGUUUCACAAAAAAAAAAAAAAAAAAAAUUCC